This is a messenger RNA of Hydra vulgaris (swiftwater hydra), 612 nucleotides long. Its product is annotated as homeobox protein ceh-9. Gene Ontology annotation, molecular function: DNA binding; DNA-binding transcription factor activity, RNA polymerase II-specific. Gene Ontology annotation, biological process: regulation of DNA-templated transcription. The record is from RefSeq and is a predicted model, not a curated record. NCBI's taxonomy places the organism in Eukaryota, Metazoa, Cnidaria, Hydrozoa, Anthoathecata, Hydridae.
GACAAUCCACUUAGAGUAAUUAAAACCGUAUAUUUUCUGAAUGUUUUUGUGUCAAAUAUUUUCUCGCUAUGGAGAACUCACAAAGCAAAAGCAAAAAAUCAAGCUUUAUGGUGGAAGACAUUUUGUCGUUAGAAAUACCUAGAUACGGAGAAGAAAAUGGAGGGCGACCAUCACCGGAAAUUAGAAAAAUACGAACCACUUUUUCUAGUGAUCAAGUGUUCUUACUUGAAAUGCAAUUUAAUAAACAAAAGUAUCUCUCAGCUGCAGAACGGAUCGAGUUAGCGCAAAAACUAAAACUUACCGAUAAUCAGGUAAAAACAUGGUAUCAAAAUCGACGAAUGAAAUUAAAGCGUCAUAUAAAACUUCACACCCAAAGCAAUAUAUACUCCCAAAAAAUUCAAAAUUGUUUACGACCUAAUAUAUUUAUGAGCUCAGAGAAAACGCGCAAAGAAUUUUUUUCAGUUUCUUCUGUAUUAUAUCCUCAACACGAACAUGUAUUUAUGAUGAAAAGAGAGCAUGAAAACCGCACAAACAUUUAUUAAAGCCGGUCGUAUUUGUAAAUAUUUUUUUAAAUUGUAAAUAGUAAAAUUAAAAUAAAUAGUUUUCAAUAAA